Messenger RNA from Didymodactylos carnosus, 726 nucleotides. Lineage: Eukaryota; Metazoa; Rotifera; Eurotatoria; Philodinida; Philodinidae. The record is from the annotation of a GenBank genome assembly.
AUGAGCUAUCUAUUGUAUUGGCUUUGGCCAGAUGUUUUUUCAUGUGGCGGUUUUCUAGAAAUUCCGUCAAAAUCCUGUCAUCUGGCAAAACUGGAAAAAAAUACUAAAUUACCCAUAAAAGAACAUACUGAAUCUGAAUUUCAGUUUCAAUUAUCAUGCUGUCAUUCUACUGAUGGUCGCUGUCCAAUUCGACAAACAGGAAUAUAUAAUUUGGUGAAGUGUAACGAACCUUGUCAUGCGGUCAUAAAAUGUCGACGAAAAUGUCAAGAAGUGUGCGAAAAAACAUUGAUUUGUGGUCAUUGUGUCUCGAAAGGUGAGGGUGAGUUAUCAUUAUUGUUAAGUCAAAGUAAAAUACCCAUGGAUAAAUUAAAUUACAUUAAAAAUACGUUUGUGCUUAUAAAAGAAAGUAACCGUUUAUUGUUAAAUAUUAAACAACAAUUUUCAGCAGAGGAUGAUGGAUAUCAACAAAUAAACGAUUGUUUACAACGUUUUAUUAUUUAUGUAAAUAAUCAAAAUUAUUGUUAUUCUAAACAAAAAUUAAACUAUAUUACACAUGAAUUAUAUCGGAUAAAGCGUUAUAUUCAUCUGCUUUCGUUAAUGGAUGAAGCAGAAAUUAAACAAAUACAGUUAGGUAAUAGUAGUGCAGCAAGUACACUAACAAAUGAAUUAAAAAUAUUAACACUAAAAUAUCGUCCGUUUAUAAUAAAAAAUUGUCGAAAAAUUUGA